Lizanozyma spartinae is the source of this 1677-nucleotide messenger RNA. RefSeq names its product translation initiation factor eIF2B subunit delta (gene GCD2). The record is from RefSeq and is a predicted model, not a curated record. NCBI's taxonomy places the organism in Eukaryota, Fungi, Ascomycota, Pichiomycetes, Serinales, Debaryomycetaceae. The transcript has a single exon. The coding region runs from base 1 to 1677 and encodes 558 amino acids.
AUGAGUAAAUCUAAAGAGAUGGAAGUUGACAUUCCAAAAUCCGUAAAUGCAGGGGUUACAGCAGUUGAUGCAAGUGGUGCAAGCGCUGCAAGUGAUUCAGUUGCUGCAACCGAAGACAGCAAAGAAGUUUCUGCUACAGCAUCUGCUGCAAGUGAAGAAACUACUGGAGAAAAGAAGUUAUCUAAUAAAGAACUAAAAGAGUUGAAGAAGAAAGAGAAGGCUGCUAAGAGAGCUGCUAAGAAGUCAGGCGACAUGACCCCUGAACAACAACAACAAUUGGUUCAACAAAAGAUUGAUAAGAAGAAGCAACAAGCAGCUACAAAUACCAAUCUUAAGAAACAAUUGAACCAAACAUUAAUAAAGGAUGAAAGCGCUAAAAAAAAGACCCCACCGAUGUUCAGUCAUUUAGAAACAAGAGAACAAAGAAACGCAUCUUCACCUUCCAUUUCCCACAUUGUGCAUCCUGCGGUGUUGGCGCUUUCAUUGAAGUAUUCCACAUAUAAAGUGGUUGGCUCAACCAAUAGAUUGAGGAAGAUGUUGGAGGCUUUCAAAGACGUGAUUUCAGACUACAAGACACCAGAGAAUACCACUUUAACCAGACACUUGACUGGACAUUUAUCACAUCAGAUUGAGUUUUUGAGAACGUCUCGUCCUCUUUCAACUUCAAUGGGGAAUGCCAUUAGAUGGUUGAAGCAAGAAAUCUCCCAUAUAUCCAUUGACACCACCGAGGCUCAAGCAAAGGACAAUCUUUGUGAGAAAAUCGACGACUUUAUAAGCGAGAAGAUCGAUUUAUCCGACAGAGUAAUUGUUGAGAAUGCCGCUCAACAUAUUGGGAACGAUGCUACCAUUUUAACGUAUGGCCAUUCGACUGUAUUGGAAGAGUUAUUCAAGUACUGUGCCGUGGAACAGAAUAAGAAGUUCAAGUUGAUCGUGGUUGAUUCUAGACCUUUAUUUGAAGGGAAAAAGUUAUUGAAUAGUUUGGCAGACACUUAUGCUGAACCACCAGAACUGGUAGACUCUGAGCUUGAAUCGAUAGUUAGCAAAUCCUCCACGACCCCUCCAAUUACUAAAACGAACAUUGAGUUACAUUAUGUGUUGAUAAAUGGCUUAUCACCUACCAUUUUGGAAAGAGUAGAUUGCUUAUUCCUUGGAGCUCAUGCAAUGCUCUCUAACGGUCGACUUUAUUCCAGAGUCGGCACAAGUUUGGUAGCCAUGAUGUGUCAUAAAAGAAAUAUACCUGUGAUUACAUGUUGUGAAUCCAUUAAGUUUUCUGAUAAGGUGCAAUUGGAUUCCGUUGCUAGUAAUGAGUUGGGAGAUCCCAGAGAUUUGAUGCAAGAUAUUGAUUCCAAAAAGCCUCCUCAGAAGAAGUCUUAUGCAUUUGAACAAUUUAUUCACAAGCAUGACGCAAUGUCAGAUUCCAAAAAUGAUUCCAAGCAGAAAAAUAAUAAUAACAAUAAGAAUAAUAAUAAUAAUAAUAAUAAUAAUAAUAAGGUUGAAGAUCAAGAUCAAGAAUCGUCUGCUCCUUUGCAUAAUUGGGAAGAGCUUCCUAAUUUGAAUAUAUUGAACAUCAUGUAUGAUUUGACUCCUCCAAAUUAUAUCAAUAAGGUUGUAACUGAAUUUGGAGCCUUACCACCAUCAUCUGUUCCUGUUAUCUUGAGAGAAUAUAAGAAUACAUAG